CCCAACUCCAAAACAACACUUCCACCACUCUACAACCUCACCACCAACAUGGCAACUCUCGAAAAUCUUGAGGACCUCGAGCGCGAGGAGAAGAACGAUGCGGAGAUGAAAGACGCUGAGUCGGGGGAGAAGCCGGAAGAUGUUCUGGACGAGGAGAUUCUCAACUCCAGCACACGAGACAUAGUAGCACGGCGGAGAUUACUGGAGAAUGACACGCGGAUCAUGAAGAGCGAGUUUCAGCGGCUGUCCCAUGAGAAGUCGUCUAUGCACGAGAAGAUAAAGGACAAUCUAGACAAGAUCGAGAACAACAGGCAACUGCCGUACCUUGUCGGCAAUGUUGUUGAGAUACUCGACUUAGAUGUCACCGCCGAAGCCGCCGAAGAAGGUGCAAACAUCGACCUCGACGCCACUCGUGUGGGCAAGUCCGCUGUCAUCAAAACCUCAACCCGACAAACGAUCUUCCUUCCUCUCAUCGGCCUAGUGGAUCACGAGAAGCUCAAGCCUGGAGACCUCAUCGGUGUGAACAAGGAUUCAUACCUUGUUCUAGACACAUUACCCGCCGAGUAUGACAGCAGAGUCAAGGCUAUGGAGGUCGAUGAGAAGCCGACGGAGAAAUACACUGAUGUUGGAGGCCUAGACAAACAAAUCGAGGAGCUUGUGGAGGCAGUAGUGUGGCCGAUGAAGGAGGCAGAGAGGUUCAAGAAGAUCGGCAUCAAGGCACCUAAAGGUGCUCUCAUGUACGGACCACCUGGCACUGGCAAAACUCUCCUAGCCCGAGCAUGCGCCGCGCAAACCGACGCUACCUUCCUCAAACUCGCCGGUCCUCAACUUGUACAGAUGUUCAUUGGUGACGGUGCCAAGUUAGUCCGAGAUUGCUUUGCUUUGGCGAAAGAGAAGGCCCCUUCUAUCAUCUUUAUCGACGAACUGGAUGCUGUUGGCACGAAACGUUUCGACUCCGAAAAGUCUGGUGACAGAGAAGUGCAGCGAACCAUGUUGGAACUACUAAAUCAGCUGGAUGGUUUCGCAUCGGAUGAUAGAGUGAAGGUUCUCGCCGCUACCAACCGCGUGGACGUACUGGAUCCUGCUCUUUUACGUUCUGGUCGUCUGGAUAGGAAGAUCGAAUUCCCCCUGCCAAACGAGGAAGCUCGUGCCCAGAUUCUUCGAAUCCACUCCCGCAAGAUGACUGUUGACGAGGGUGUCAACUGGCCCGAACUGGCGCGCAGUACGGAUGAGUUUGGUGGCGCACAGCUGAAGGCUGUCUGUGUGGAAGCCGGUAUGAUUGCAUUGAGGUCUGCUCAGACGAAGAUCAGUCACGAGCAUUAUGUGGAUGCCAUUUCGGAAGUCCAGGCCAAGAAGAAGGACACAGUGAACUUCUAUGCAUAGAGGGCUUUGGGCGUCUGCUUCUGUAGCGUGGAACAAGCGGGUCAUGGUUGGAGUUUAAGGGCACUCAUGCCGCAGACUAUAGCGGUUGUACUGAUAUUCGAUAGAUAAGUAUCAAGAAUCAAAACCAUAGCUGGUCAGUC
Molecule: messenger RNA, 1523 nt
Organism: Mytilinidion resinicola
Lineage: Eukaryota; Fungi; Ascomycota; Dothideomycetes; Mytilinidiales; Mytilinidiaceae
Product: 26S proteasome subunit P45
Exons: 3
Coding region: 49-1383 (444 amino acids)
Biological process (GO): proteasome-mediated ubiquitin-dependent protein catabolic process
Cellular component (GO): proteasome regulatory particle, base subcomplex
Molecular function (GO): proteasome-activating activity; ATP binding; ATP hydrolysis activity
Source: RefSeq, a predicted model, not a curated record